UAUUUCGCAAUAAGCAAAUACCUGUGCCAGUACUGUCUUUUGUAUCAACUCUUUUCAGAUAUUUUUCAAACAUAUUGGUUUCAUUCUUGAGCACAUUGUUAGCUUGCCUAAAAGAAAAUAUUUUUUUACAUAUUUGACGUUUCCACACAGCUCCAUGCCAGGUAAACAUACGUUUUCAAAGCGGAAUUCACGAGUGGUGGACACAAAUUUGACGUUGAUAGAACUUACAAUGUCUCUUCAACAAGAUUAUAUAAUUCUUCGUCGGUUAAUUCUUCAAUUCUGUCCUCAUUUUGAUCAAUUGAGCUACUAACAUCGACAUCGGACGCCGCCAUUUUGUUUUCUUCUUCGUGUGUUGUCGUCAUGUUACCAUAACAACCGCGACAUCGAUCCCAAGCCUCCAGGAAGCGAGUGGCGCGAACGUCCGAAGAACGAUCACAAAUCACCUCAAAUUCAUAAAUUCAAUUUUUAUUUGGAAUCCUUUGGGAAAAGAAGGCAUCCGACGACCCAAAAUGAAACUGGUGCAGUAAGUAGUUGCAUCGUUAUAGUAUUUAGUUUUUUGCUAUGUAUUUUUGCUACUUACCUGAAGAAUCAUUCAAAAAUAGUGUUCUAUUUGGAGUAGUCGAGUUUCCAUGCGAGGACUAACCAUUAUGCAUAUUCUUAUAGGUUUUUGAUGAAAUUAAGCCAUGAAACUGUGACUAUUGAACUGAAAAAUGGUACAGUGAUACACGGCACGAUUGCAGGUAUGGUGGAAUUGGGUGAUUUCUGCAUUGUGUGAAAAUUGGUGAUGGUUCAGUGACAGUGUGUUGAUUUGUCUGACAAUUGACAUAAAUUAUAUUUGCAACUAAAGUUGUGAUAGAUAUAAACGCUUUCUAAUUCGACUCUUGAGAGUACUUGGCUUGUUAGAAAAAAAUUUGUAUAAUCAAAACAUACACUCAUUGGUUGGUUGCCAUCAAACCCCUUGUAAGAAAAUGGCAUCAGUCAAUGAAUCCCAAUGAUAAAUAUGUGCUGAAAAUCAUCAACAUUGCCACUGUGACAUAAAUGUGAGUGGAGUGUGGAUUACAGUUCGGGUUAAGAUUUACCAACCUUGGUGUGGCUCCCACUUUCUAGUGGCUCUCAUUAUCCGCCAUGCUAAUCUCUAUUUUCUUGAACCAGGUGUUGAUAUGAGCAUGAACACUCACUUGAAGACGGUGAAAAUGACGAUAAAAAACAAAGACCCCGUACAACUGGAUAGCCUGAGUAUCCGUGGCAACAACAUUCGUUACUACAUCCUACCUGAGAGUUUACCAAUUGAUACACUUUUGGUUGAGGAACCUCCUCGCGCCAAAGGAAGGAAACGAGAAGCGAGUAUGUUGCAAAAAUUAUGUUCUAAACCUUUUAAAAUCAGUUUAUUGUCAUGGACCUUAUCCAUUAUUGUACCAGCAAAGUUAUAUUAAUGCAUAUUUCAGCUUAUGCAGUAAAUAACCAUGCUUACUUUUUUACCAUCCUAGUGUCUCUUGGUCGGGGUAGAGGGCGUGGUCGAGGACGGGGCAGAGGUGGGCCCAGAGGACGUGGACGAGGCAGAAGAUAGAAUGCAAUCUUAUGUUUUGCUGUUUGAGGUGGAUUAUAGGAUGAACUAUAUGCAGAAUAUGACCUGACUUAGUCAUGUGAAACACCCUAGAUUUUGUUCUCUUCAUAUUUAAUUUUUUGUUUGUAACUAAUGUUUUAUACUCAGAUGAUGUAGAAUUGUGUACUAUGAACUCUACCUAAAUGUUGUAAAUAAAUGAUGGUUCUCAUUGUCAGUUAAAAUAUGAAAACACAAAAGCAAAUUGAAUGUUUAAUAGUUGUCUACUUCAUCUCUCAGAAGAGCUAGUUAUAAAAAAUGCUGUUGGUGAGAAUAUCGAGAGAUAACCAUUGUUUUUCGUACCUCCAAUGUUUAAUCUCUAUCCAUUGGCAGUUUGCUUCAUGAAUCUUACUUCACGAUCAGUUACUUUUAGGUUUCACAAUCUUGCAGUUCCACAAUAUUGAGCCAAGUAAAAACUUGAAAUUCCUAAAUGAACAACUGCAAUAUCAAUUUGCCCUCUUUGUUCUUUGACCACCAACAUUCUUGCACUUGUGAACCACAAAUCUAAUAGGGAUGAUGUCUUCUGUUCCAUUUAGGUUUCUUGGCCAGGUCAGGGUUGUACUGGGAGUAGUAACUAUAUGGAAUGAA
Molecule: messenger RNA, 2188 nt
Organism: Paramuricea clavata
Lineage: Eukaryota; Metazoa; Cnidaria; Anthozoa; Malacalcyonacea; Plexauridae
Source: the annotation of a GenBank genome assembly